AUGAUGGAUUUAAAAGGCGCAUCGGCCAACCGCGUGGUUCUCAUCCUCGUUAUCAUGACCCUCCACUCCUUCGGCGAAGGCUCGGGAGUCGGCGUCUCCUUCGCCGGCCCUCGCGGGCUGUCGCAGGGGCUGCUGGUAACCAUCGCCAUCGCCGUGCACAACGUACCGGAGGGCCUCGCGAUGACUCUCGUCAUGGUCGCGCGCGGCGUGCGGCCGCGCAACGCCAUGCUCUGGAGCGUCUUCACGAGCCUCCCGCAGCCGCUCGUCGCCGUCCCCGCGUUCCUCGGCGCCAACACCUUCACUCAGUUCCUCCCGCUCUGCAUGGGCUUCGCCGCGGGUUGCAUGAUCUGGAUCGUUUUCGGCGAGGUUCUCCCGGAGUGUAUUAAAGAGGGCGCGAACUCCUCCCACAUCGCCUCCGCCGCGACUCUCUCCGUUGCGUUCAUGGAGGCGCUAGGAGCUUUCCUCGAAGGCGCGGACGCGCCAGAAAGCUGGCACCGAUUGGUACCGAUUGCUUGGGCGCUGCUGUUCUUUCUCGGGCCACUCGUAGGCGGGAGGGGCGCUGCUCGGUUUGGCGCUGUGGCAGCCGGUGCAGCUGCUGGUAACUGGGCAGAUGGAGGUGUUGCCUCUGCUGUCAGUGUUCUAUGUGGGCUGUGUGCUGCAUUACUUUUGUGCCAGUAUGGGCGGGGCCUGGGGGGUGGGUGUGUGGGCAACGCGCAGCAGAAAUUGCAGGGCGGUUUUGGUGACGUUCAGUAUAGUCACGGGCUGCAGCAGUGGGUUGGGGACGGCGAUGAGAAGGAGGUGCUCCGGGCGUCGGGAGGGCUGCUGGUUCUCAAGCGGCUGGCGUGCUGUGUGGCAAGGGCGGCAGCAGAGGCAGAGGCGCGCAGGCAGCGAGGGCUGCUGAACGCACAUGAGGUGGUGAGGAGGGAGCAGGAUAAGGCCAGCAGAGCAGCAGCCAUGGCUGGUGGCGGAGCAAGUGGGGGAGGUGGAAUCGGUAGGCCUGGAGUGGGUGGGGCAGGUGCGGGUCGGGGUAUGCCCAUGGGUGGGGGGAGGCCGAGUCCUGCUGUACCUGGUGGCUCUGCUUCUUCCCUCAGUAGUGCAGGGGGUGUGAGCUACCCUCCUGCUGCCAGAGCUGCUGCUGUGUCUAAUUGGAAAGGGGGUAGUUGCAGUGCUGUGCCUGGGGAUGCUUCAGUUGAGGCUUAUGGUGGAGGGAUGGGGGGGUUCACUGGGGGAGUGGGUGGGGGGACAGGCAGUUAUGGGGCGUCUGUUGGGGGUGGCAAGGUGGCAGGUGGGCCAGGGAAGAGCAGUGGAGGGGGAUGGGGGGGAGGGAAGAGUGUUGGAGGGUGGUGA
This is a messenger RNA of Closterium sp. NIES-65, 1347 nucleotides long. The record is from the annotation of a GenBank genome assembly. Lineage: Eukaryota; Viridiplantae; Streptophyta; Zygnematophyceae; Desmidiales; Closteriaceae.